AUGUCAUACAAGUCAACAAUAAUAGGGCUUUGUCUGCUAGCUGUGAUAUUAUUAGUUCCCCCUUUAGCAUGGCACUCACAUACGAAAAAUAUUCCAGCAAUCAUUUUGAUAACAUGGCUCCUCAUAAUGAAUAUAACAUGUAUUGUAGAUGCGGCGAUAUGGAGUGACGACGAUUUCCUCACGAGAUGGGAUGGUAAAGGCUGGUGCGAUAUUGUCAUCAAGUUGCAAGUUGGAGCGAAUAUUGGCAUAUCGUGUGCCGUUACGAACAUCAUUUACAACUUGCAUGCUAUUCUGAAGGCAGAUAGUGUUUUACCGGAUCUGUCAUCUUGGACAAAAAUCGUCAAGGACCUUGUGAUUAGCUUAUUCACACCCGUGAUGAUCAUGGGAUUUUCGUAUCUAUUACAAGUGUUUAGAUAUGGUAUCGCUCGCUACAAUGGCUGCCAAAACCUAUUGUCCCCGACAUGGAUUACUACUAUUUUGUAUACAAUGUGGAUGCUUAUAUGGUCAUUUGUGGGUGCCGUUUAUGCCACCUUGGUGCUGUUCGUUUUCUAUAAAAAACGCAAAGAUGUUAGAGAUAUUUUACACUGUACCAAUUCGGGUUUAAACUUGACAAGGUUUGCAAGGCUACUAAUCUUCUGUUUCAUCAUUAUUCUAGUUAUGUUCCCUUUUUCUAUUUACACCUUUGUUCAGGAUUUACAGCAGGUGGAUGGACACUAUAGUUUUAAGAAUACCCAUUCCAGUACUAUUUGGAAUACCAUUAUUAAAUUUGAUCCUGGUAGACCGAUUUAUAAUAUAUGGCUUUACGUUUUGAUGUCUUACUUAGUAUUUCUAAUCUUUGGGUUAGGCUCUGAUGCUUUGGAUAUGUACUCUAAGUUCCUGCGUUCGAUUAAACUAGGCUUUGUGCUAGACCUGUGGAAAACUUUUGUUGAUAAGAAUAAGGAAAAACGAGUUGGUAAAUUGCUCACCAAGCUUUCCCCAGGCAAAGAAUUCCACAAUCCAUUCUCUACCGAUUCUGAAAACUAUAUCUCCACGUAUACGGAAAACUAUUCCCCCUGUGCAGGCACACCAAUAUCACAAGCACAUUUCUACGUCGAUUAUAGAAUUCCUGAUGAUCUUGGAAGAUCUCAAAAUAAAAGCAGAAAAAAUUUGUUUGCUAGUAAAGAAACAGAUGAUAUUCUUGAUGACAUAGAGCUGAAAGAGAGCAGACAUAUCCCUUACCUCACACAAGGACAGAGUUUUGACGACGAAAUAUCACUUGGAGGAUUCUCAAAGGUUACUCUAGAUUAUUCAGAAAAGCUUCACAAUUCUGCCACCUCGAAUCUUGAGGGGGAAAGCCUUUGCUACUCUCCAGCUUUCAAAGAAGAGGAUUCAAGUUCAAAUGAGCAUAGUUCAGAAAGUACUGCAGGCCCUUAA
Messenger RNA from Saccharomyces paradoxus, 1413 nucleotides. It is a transcript of the gene STE3, whose product is annotated as Ste3p. NCBI's taxonomy places the organism in Eukaryota, Fungi, Ascomycota, Saccharomycetes, Saccharomycetales, Saccharomycetaceae. Gene Ontology annotation, cellular component: membrane. The coding region runs from base 1 to 1413 and encodes 470 amino acids. The record is from RefSeq and is a predicted model, not a curated record. The transcript has a single exon. Gene Ontology annotation, molecular function: mating-type factor pheromone receptor activity. Gene Ontology annotation, biological process: G protein-coupled receptor signaling pathway.